This is a messenger RNA of Culex quinquefasciatus (southern house mosquito), 1765 nucleotides long. RefSeq names its product fatty acyl-CoA reductase wat. The record is from RefSeq and is a predicted model, not a curated record. The transcript is spliced from 3 exons. Gene Ontology annotation, molecular function: alcohol-forming very long-chain fatty acyl-CoA reductase (NADP+) activity. NCBI's taxonomy places the organism in Eukaryota, Metazoa, Arthropoda, Insecta, Diptera, Culicidae. Gene Ontology annotation, biological process: long-chain fatty-acyl-CoA metabolic process. Gene Ontology annotation, cellular component: peroxisome. The coding region runs from base 158 to 1729 and encodes 523 amino acids.
GUUAUCGACGCCGAUUAAUCUGAUUUGAAUUGCAAUUUCUAAUUGCGGAAAAAAGUGAGGCAAGUGCAGGCGUGGAUUUUGAAUUUUGAAUUAGUAGUUGUCGAAGUUCCGUUCAGUGAAGUUCUUGGAAAGCUAUUAGGAAGUGUGCGCUGCCGUAAUGGAUCCUCGUGGGAUGAAUCUGUGGGAAGAGGAGGACAACGGUUACAGUCCGAUUGCGGAGUAUUUUCGCGACAAGGUGGUCCUGCUGACCGGCGCCACUGGGUUCAUUGGAAAGAUAUACUUGGAGAAGUUGAUUCGAUGCGGGGCCAGCGAAUUGAUCUUGAUAAUCCGGGAGAAGCGUGGAGUUCCACCGGCAGAGCGAAUGACACGGAUCUUCGACUCGGUACCGGUGAUGAAGAGCUUCCAGCGGAACUUUAACAACUGUCGCGACCGCGUCAAGGUGGUCCGAGGGGACAUGUCCGAGGAUGGGCUCGGGUUGGAUCCCGCCGACGUGGAAUACAUCAGGCAAAGGGUUCAAAUCGUGCUGCACGUGGCGGCCGACGUUCGGUUCGACGAAACGCUCUUUAAGGCGAUCCAGAUGAACGUGAAAGGCACCUGGGAGAUGUUGAACUUGUGUGCGAGCGGAUGUUCUCGGUUGGAGAUGUUUGUGUACGUUUCGACGGCCUAUGCCAACUGCCUCCAGGGGACGGUUCAUGAACAGUUUUACGACCCGCCGAUGGAUCCGAUGGUGCUGCUGAGCUUGGUGGAAAAAAUGGACGCGGUCGAACAGGACCACUUUGAGGCGCUAACGCAAAUGAUUCUGGGCCCGUGGCCAAACACGUACACGUACGCGAAGGCUCUGGCGGAAUGUUUGGUGAAGCGGUUCUACGAGCGGAUACCGGUGAUGAUCAUAAGGCCACCCAUUGUGGUGGCCACAUUCAACGAGCCCGUCCAGGGCUGGGUGGACAACCUGUACGGUAUGAACGGGGCCAUCGUUGGCAUUGGGUGCGGCGUACUGCGGGUCAUCCAAACCGGUCCGGACGACAUGAAGAACGACGUGAUGCCGGCGGAUUUCGUCGUGAACGGGACGCUGGCCGCCAUCAAGUACACCGUGGACCGGAACGCCCUGGAGGCUCCUUCGACCGAUCCGGACCGGGUGGCCAUCUUCCACGUGACCAGCAGCGUGGACAACCCGUUGACCAACGCCCGGUUCAGGAGCUUGGUGGAAACUAUUGGGGGUGAUCACGCGCCGUUGAAUUCGCUCUGGAUUGGAACCUGCAUCAACUUGCAGUCUCGGCUGCUGGUCCGGCUGUUGACGAUCGUGUUCCACGUGAUUCCCGGGAUAUUUAUUGACGCUGGGUUGAAGUACUAUGGCAAGAAGACAAGCCUGAUGAAGAUCUACCGGAAGGUGGCACGGUUCACCGGGUUCAUCAACUAUUUCGCCACGCACGAGUUCAUCUUCGUGAACGACAAGAUGCACCGGGUGCUGGAGACGAUGACUCCGGGCGAUCGGGAAAAGUUCCACUGCGACAUCCGGACCGUCACCUGGGAGGACGUGUUCAACGUGUACGUUCCGGGGCUUAAGUUGUACAUGCGGCACGAGGGACCAGAAACCUGGAUUGCGUCCCGGGAGCGGUUCUACCGGUUGAAGAAGAUUGGCCUCGGGUUAUUCUAUAUUUUGCUAGCUAUGGUAGUGUAUUGGAUUUUGCCGUCACUACUAGCGGAUUAUGUUCCUGCGAUUUUUAAUUAAGUGUUCUAAAACGUAAUAAAAAUGCCUGAUUUCAAA